GUGAACAAUUUAAUUAUAAAUUCAGUUACUAAGAAUCCACAACACCGUUUGUACGGUGUAAAUAACUCGAGGUUUGAUCAUGUUAUUGUGCUGUCAGCGUGGUUUUGAGUUCACCCUCUCAGCACCGUAGUGAGCGGCCGUGUACCGUAGAAGCAGAUCAGCACCAUGGAGAGCAACAUCUACAUCGGUUUUCAUUGACAGAUGGGCAUCUUGGAAACAGCUAGAUUGCGCAAUUAUAUUUGAAGCAGUUGCUCUCGACAAUCAACACGCUGAUAUUCUUGCAGGCGGGAUGACAGGUGCAGUGGUAGCUUGACGUGCCCGCGCUGUGUAACUGGAAAGGGGUUGAACUGACCAUGAAAUAACAGUGUAGGAACGCCGAUCGCGAAUAGUCUGUGCGUAGGAGGUACGGAUAAAAAUACGGGGGAUAAAAAGAAGGUCAGAGGCCAACGGUGCAGCGAUUAUUAUUAUUAAUAAUAUCAUUUUGUCAUACAGGGAAAGAAUAAUGGCAUAUAGAAACAGAAAGUCAUAAUGCCACUCUUUCUUCUCUCCGUGCCCACGCAACCUUUUCUUGUUCCGUAUGAACACCCCGCUAUGACCUAUAGGGAGCGUGUAUUAUCGUUCAUUCUGCACCGGUGAGGUGGCGGUGACAUUAUAGUUUUUUCUUCUUCUCUCGUUGCUCGCUCCACCGCUGUACUGUAUACCUCCCCCGCCAGCCUAUACGCUGUGUGACAUUUCUCGCGAUUGCGCUACAAGCAGGUGGUGCACCGUUCAAAAGCACUGAGGAAGAAAAAGAUAAUAACUCUUUGACGUCAGUUUUUCUCUAUGGCGCACGGCGUUUCGUCAGUUUUGCUCCUUUAUUACUCUGUAGCAAGCAGCAACAGUAACUAGGCUGAGAGUUUAUGUUGAACAAGUCGAAACUCAGUGACACGUUUACUUAUUAUGAAAGUACGUCAAAAAUAUGCUAGCAACUUAGCAACAUAACUGGUUGACUUGUUAUCUUACUCACAGUGUGAUAACACUAAACCACGCCCACUUUGGAUCUGACCGUCCACGGGCUUUUCCCAACACGUCACAAUUCGUAUGAGGCUACCUGAUCAAGUCUUUGCUAAUUUCGCAUAAACUGAACUGGAAGUUCCACGCUGGGCACUUCAUUUCCCUUUCCCAGCAGUCUGACAGAAGACAUGUUGUUGGAGCAAAGUGGCAUGGAAAACUAGUGUUUUCACCUCCUGGCGGUGGCAUUCAGCCUCCACUGAGCCCCCCUCGCCCCUCCAAGUGGACGACUUUCCUCCUCUCAGCCACUGUCACUUGCAACACGCGCGCAAAGGAGGAACAUGCAUCGGGAGACGUCUCUGCGCCGACAGUGCAGCUCUCCAACUCCUGGUGUACUGCACUGAGAGGUUGACUGAAGCCUGGAGUGGGAAUUGGAAGCAUCAGAAAUUCGCUUCAUGCUUAAAUGGAUCCCAGCGGCAACGGCUCCGGAAAGGCGCCGGACGAGGACGGAGACGCGCACGGACACUUCGCGCUCCUCAGAGCUGGGGUUUUGGGCCUGGUGUUCGUGCUCGCAACGUGCGGUAACCUCUUCUUCCUCGGCGCGCUGUGGAAGAAGCGUAAAAGGAACACCAGGACCCAGCUGUUCCUCCUGCACCUGUGCCUGGCGGACCUUGUGGUGGCUUUUUUCCAAGUCCUACCGCAGUUUCUCAUUGAAAUUACGCACAGGUUCCGAGGCACGGACUUCCUGUGCCGCACAGUAAAGUACCUGCAGGUGGUCGGGAUGUUCGCCUCCACUUACAUGAUAGUAGCUAUGACCAUAGACCGGUACCACGCGGUUUGCAAACCCAUGGUUUCCUUCUUGAAGGGCUCCUUCAGGAGGUACCUCUCCAUAGGCGCAGCGUGGCUGAUCUCCCUCGCCUUCAGCUCCCCGCAGCUCUUCAUCUUCUCUCUGCAGGAGGUGGAGAAGAACCAGUACGACUGCUGGGCGACGUUUGUCGAACCGUGGGGGAGCCGGAUCUACAUCAGCUGGAUCACCCUGUCGGUGUAUGCUCUGCCCGCGGUCAUUUUGCUCUACUGCCAAAUAAGAAUAUGCACGACGGUCUACUUCAACAUGAAGAGGAAGGCGCUGCAGGCAGGACGCUCGGGCACGAUGAAGGGGGUGUCCAACGCCAAGAUGAAGACCGUGAAGAUGACUUUUGUGAUCAUAAUGACAUACACGGUGUGCUGGAGCCCGUUCUUCGUGGUCCAGUUGUGGUCUGCGUGGAGUCCAAGCAGUGCGCCAACUAAAGGUCCAGUGUUUGCCAUCAUCAUGUUGCUGGCCAGCCUCAACAGCUGCACCAACCCCUGGAUAUAUCUCUACUAUAGCUGAAAAAAACAAAAACAAAAAAAAAACCCAACAUACAGUAAAUAAAAUCAAAAAUGACGGAGCGGCAUGGGCAAAAACUGUUAAAGAUGUUAUAUAUCAAGGGAUAUGCCACUCCGGAUAUAUGCCAGGGUCUGAUGAAGACCAGACGGGUGAUCUGGAUGAGGAUUUACGACGUCCAGGACACCAGAAGCGUGGAGCAGCGUGGGUCCUGUGUUUUCAUGUAUGUGCACUUGUCGUGUAUAAACGCUCCUUCUUUUAUAGAAGAGGACAUACAUUUGUUGUGUCAUCUCUUUUGUGAUGAAUCUGGAUCAGUGUCAGCAUUGCUGUAAACGAGUAUUAAAUGGAAUCUCUGUGGCAUCUUGCAGUGUUUUGUGAGUCGACUGCUGCCUGUUUUGAAUGCUCUGACAAACAAAGCAUCCACCGUGCACUGAGGAAAAACACACAUUGUGGCUGAACCUACAGUGAAAUGUGCCAGCAUGAGUAUCUCUCCCUUCAGGCAAAACGUCCCCAUAAGAGGCAUAAAGGGGAAGCCUUUCAAAAUAAAGCCCCUCUCUAAAAAGAAAUCCACAUGUAUACAUAUUCAACUGAUUUCAAAUGUUAUGUAAAUGUUUCUUAGGUAAUUAUAAUGUAAACUGAGCACAUGGGCUCUGUGCUUGUACCUGCACUGCUUUGAUAUUUUGUGUCAUCACAGACAUACAGAAAAAGACUGUACCUGACACUGGAUCUAAUAAAUAAAUGAUCAUUUACUAUUUAUA
Molecule: messenger RNA, 3111 nt
Organism: Acanthopagrus latus (yellowfin seabream)
Lineage: Eukaryota; Metazoa; Chordata; Actinopteri; Spariformes; Sparidae
Gene: avpr2l
Product: arginine vasopressin receptor 2, like
Exons: 3
Coding region: 1454-2359 (301 amino acids)
Biological process (GO): positive regulation of vasoconstriction; G protein-coupled receptor signaling pathway; regulation of systemic arterial blood pressure by vasopressin
Cellular component (GO): membrane
Molecular function (GO): vasopressin receptor activity; peptide binding
Source: RefSeq, a predicted model, not a curated record